AUGAUAUCAGGCAUCCCAUUUCUACCAACACAUUUAGUACAAUCGGCCUAUGAUGAAGUAGUUGAUUCGACACCAUUGCGUAUACGACAUAAAACGCAACCGUUUUAUCAUUAUUUUUCAAACAUGUGGUUAAAUGGACAGUAUGUUAUUGAAGUAUGGAAUGUUUAUGGUCAAGAUAGACGAACAAUAAUGAUGUUGAAUCAUGGCAUUCUAAGUUGUCAUGUAUUACAAACACAACCGACUGUAUGGAGAUUGAUUGAAACACUUAAAGCACAAUACGUCUUAGUUCAAUAUGAUAAUGAACGUUUACGUUCCGGAACAUAUAAAGGUCGAAAAAUUUAA
Molecule: messenger RNA, 342 nt
Organism: Didymodactylos carnosus
Lineage: Eukaryota; Metazoa; Rotifera; Eurotatoria; Philodinida; Philodinidae
Source: the annotation of a GenBank genome assembly